AAGAAGAAUGUUGGAAAUAGAAAGCAUCUCUGUUUCCUUCUGACACUGACAGCCAUUGAUCCCCUCGAAGAGCAUCUCAAUCCCCAACCGCCCUGCCUGCCUUCCCAUCCCACAAAUCCUCGUCGGAAUCUGAUAUACUUCGACGGUGUCCGUCCACAUCUGAUUCUCAGAAUUUCAAAUUGCCGGAGAUGUCGCCGGCCAACCGCCCCGUCCCGGCGAGUUUGGAGUCUCUUGUCAACGAGUUGGAGGAGAUGAAUGACCGGAGAACGGAUGCACACGAGCCUUUGAUAUCUAGGGUUUCGAGCCUUCCCGCCGGCCCUUCUGCUAACAAUCAGAGGAGGCGGAAACCUCUGGCCAAGACGGUUUCUGCCCCGUGUUAUCCCCGCCGCCAGUCUUCCUUCAGCCGUGAACUCGGCCAUGCCGCGGCUGAGACCUACUUGAUCACUCGCCUUAGCUUCAAGCUUCUUAGUUAUCUCGGGGUAGGCUAUCGUUGGAUUACACGACUUCUUGCUCUUGGUAUAUAUGCUAUGUUGCUUAUGCCUGGAUUUAUUCAAGUUGCUUUUUAUUACUUCUUUUCACCCAAUGUACAGAGAAGUGUUCUUUAUGGGAGUCAACCAAGAAAUAGACUGGACUUAUAUUUACCAACGGAUAGAAAUGGCUCAAAGCCGGUUGCAGUAUUUGUCACUGGUGGGGCAUGGAUUAUUGGGUACAAAGCAUGGGGUUCCCUAUUGGGGAAACAGUUAUCAGAACGUGACAUCUUAGUAGCGUGUCUUGACUACAGAAAUUUUCCACAGGGGACGAUAGGUGAUAUGGUGGAAGAUGUUUCUGAGGGGAUCUCAUUUGUAUGCAACAAUGUUGCUCAAUACGGAGGUGAUCCAAACAGGAUUUAUCUCAUGGGUCAAUCUGCUGGUGCACACAUUUCUUCAUGUGUUCUUGUAAAGCAGGCGAUUAAAGAAUCAAGAGGGGAAGUGGUUUGUUGGAGCGUCUCACAAAUAAAGGCGUAUUUUGGUUCAUCAGGGGGGUAUAAUUUACCCAGCUUAGUAGAUCACUUCCAUGGCAGAGGGUUAUAUCGUUCUAUAUUUUUGAGUAUAAUGGAAGGUGAAGAAUCUUUGUUAAGCUUCUCCCCUGAAGCUUUGGUACAGGAGCCAGACUCCAAAGCCGCGGUUUCAUUGCUACCCCACAUUAUCCUCUUCCACGGCACUGAAGAUAAGUCCAUACCUUGUCAAGAAAGUAAAAGAUUUGUGAAUACCCUCCGGCGAGUAGGGGCCCACGCUGAACUGAUAUUGUACAAGGGGAAAACCCAUACAGAUUUAUUUCUCCAAGAUCCUCUGAGAGGUGGGAAAGACGAACUUUUCGACCGUGUAGUUUCCCUAAUACACGCGGGCGACAGGGAAGCCCUUGAAAGGGAUGCCAAUGCUCCUCCAAGAACACGUCUUGUUCCUGAGAUCUUGCUAAAGUUGGCUAGAUGGAUCAGCCCCUUUUGAUGCCUUCUUUUUUUAAUCUUUUCUUGUUCUCAUGUGUUAAAUGCUUUGUACUCUGUAACUAUAUUUUAUUCAAUCUUUUCUGGUUCAAGAAUUUUAUUCUACUCCCAGGAAUUUGACACCAUAAGUUGUACACGAUUUAUGUACAUUUGGAAGUAUUGUGGUACAAAGGCCUCUUCAGUAGAUUGAGAAAGUAUGUACGAAUGGAUACUACAACUGUAACAUACUUGGUC
This is a messenger RNA of Cuscuta campestris, 1714 nucleotides long. Lineage: Eukaryota; Viridiplantae; Streptophyta; Magnoliopsida; Solanales; Convolvulaceae. The record is from the annotation of a GenBank genome assembly.